This is a messenger RNA of Xenia sp. Carnegie-2017, 691 nucleotides long. RefSeq names its product serine dehydratase-like. Gene Ontology annotation, biological process: L-serine catabolic process; L-threonine catabolic process. The coding region runs from base 20 to 472 and encodes 150 amino acids. The transcript has 5 exons. NCBI's taxonomy places the organism in Eukaryota, Metazoa, Cnidaria, Anthozoa, Malacalcyonacea, Xeniidae. The record is from RefSeq and is a predicted model, not a curated record. Gene Ontology annotation, molecular function: L-serine ammonia-lyase activity; threonine deaminase activity.
AGUCAUGUGACUGACUAACAUGGCGGGUAACACAAAGCACUAUACGAAGUCAUACACAUCUAAUUUAUAUUUUCGAACUCCUUUAUUACAAAGUACUUGUUUAAGCAACAAAGUUGGUUGUAAUGUAUACUUGAAGCUAGAGAAUGUGCAGCCAGCGGGCUCUUUUAAAAUUCGCGGUAUUGGAAACUGCUGUAAGAAGGCUUUAGAGAAAGGUUACACUAACAUUGUAUCAUCCUCUGGAGGCAAUGCCGGCUUGGCUGCAGCCUAUGCAGGGAGAAAGCUAAAAAUGCCCACAACUGUUGUUGUACCAGAAAUUACACCUGAUUUUACCAUCAAAAGAAUCAAAGAAGAAGGAGCAAAUGUUAUUGUAAAAGGAAAGGUUUGGGAUGAAGCAAACAUUCAUGCUAUUGAACUUUCCAAAAUUCCUGGUCACUUUCUUGUUCAUCCUUUUGACCAUGACGACAUUUGGUAAGUUGCAUUUAAAUAAAUCACUUUUCUUGGGAUAAAUGUAAGUUAUGAAUUAUGGGAAAUUGUGGAUAUUUAAUGGUUAUAUUGAGUAUUAUAUAUAGAAAAUACACUACAGAAAUAGAAAAUACAGUUAAAAAAUGAUCUUCUACUUAAAAUAUUUUCGUCUUACAAUUAACAGUAGAGUUCUUUCUACAAUCAUAAAUAAUCGUUAACUGGAGGGUUA